AUGAGAUUUUGAACUUGAACGUGACGAAGUUCUUUCUGAACACGUUGUUUGAGCUUUUCAACUUGUACAAGAAUUUCAGAUCGAUGUUGGAAAACGGGCCGGGAUCCCUAGUGGUAGAAGAUGAGAUGGAUAAUAUCGAAAUAGGUGCCAGCUCGUCGCGGGACAAGAAAACGAAGGCGUCCUCUUCGAUACAAAAAUAUGAGGAUUCGUCAAAUAUGGUGUUAUCGUGUCAGGUUUCGAAUCAAACAGGCGACGAUAUAGAGUGCUAUCUAUUUAAGCAUGUGCGCGAGAAAAAUAUGACAAAGCGUCUGAGUCCGGGAGAGAGUGCCUCCAUGCCGAUUUUGGUCGGCAGGAAUCAAUUGGAAAAUUUAUGGACUGAUUGCAUGAUGGAUCUGAGUUUUCCCUGCAAGCCGAUGUAUCAAGAGAUAUUGAAUGUUCCGAUUUCGAAGACAAGUGUGAUGGCUUAUGGGUUGUCUCGGUUCGACCAAUCGAUUGUCUUGCUGGUGCAGGUCUCGUUCGAUCGAGGCAACAAGCAGGUGGUUUUGCGAGGCAAUUGGACUUUUUUCAACGCGACGUGCGUACCGCUGGAGAUCAUGCUGGAUUACGCACAAAUUUGUAAGAACGGUCAGAAAGUCGUCAAGUCGAUUGACCCCCGAACGUCUUACUCAAUUCCGCUAGAGUUUACCGAGGUGCAGUCGGUGCGUAUGCGGCCGAAGGCCGAAGAGGAGUUCGACUGGUUUGAAAUGGAGAGGGAUUCUUCUAAGCAAGGUGAGUUGCUUGUUGACUCGGUCACAGCCAUGAGCUAUGUACACACGACGAAUCGGCAAUCUAGGGUGUGGGCGGUGGCAGUCCGCGAGAAGACAAGUCGAGUACGGAACAAUCAGUUGUCCGUGGUGGACAGGCAGGUUAGGUUUAGUCCGUAUUUGACGAUUAAGAACAUGUUGUAUUCGACUCUGUGGAUGAAGAUGGUGCACACGAUGUGUGAAAAUUUGGAGGCUUCUCCCCCGAUUUCUUUGCCGAUACUCGAGGCGAAGGACUUGGUGUGGUUUUCCGUGCCCAAGAAGGCCAAGGAAUCUACAGCCGGCUAUCUAUCAACGAUAGGGUUGAGCAUAAGGAUUGAGGGGUACGCAUGGAGUAAGCCGGUCGAGCUGUUUCUGGGCGACACACAGAAGGAGAAGGCGAGCAAAAAAAAGGAGAUUCCAAUCAAGUUGAGCAAGGAGGGAUCAAAGAGAAGGUUGUCUUUGUUGGUGGAUUUGAACGUAUUUAGUGAGGGGGGAUGCGGACUGUACGUUUAUGCGGAUUACUGGCUGAUCAACCAGACUGGAUUAGAUGUGAGAUAUGCCGAGAAAGGGGAGGUGGAUAGGGGGGAGGUGGGAGCGCAAGAGAGCUCUGGAAAAAGGAUGAGCAGAGAUUUAGAAAGCAGCGCUCUGGAUUCGAAGUCUGAUCAGAGAGGAUCGUACAAGAAGUACCUCGAUUACGGAUAUGCCUACAAUGUAUACUACUAUGACAAGAAGAGUUUGAGCAUUAAGGUAGGGAAUUCGAAGUGGUCGAAGUUAUUUCCGAUUGGGAUAAAGAACGAAGGAAUAGUAUAUGUGAGAGAUUCAGAAAGCGAAAAUUCCGAACUUUACCAAUUUUCGGUUCUGGUUCACCCGGGUCCUGGCCGGUUUUGGAGAACUAAGGUCGUGCAGCUCCAGCCGGCGUGCAUAUUGGUGAACAGGGCGUCGAUGCCCCUGCGGUACAGGCAGGAUGGGUGUGACGAAUCGUACGCGCUGGGCUGUGGGGAGCAGAUUCCGUUUCACUGGCCGAGGGGCCAAAAAGACAGAAAGUUGGUGGUCUGCGACUUAGAGGAAAAGUACACGUGGUCGGCCGGUUUGUUGCUGCACAUAGUGGGCGAAUGUCAACUGAAGUUGAGGGACUUGAAGGAUGGCAGUCAGACAUUGUGUUUGAAUUUGGUAAUUAAGUUGGUGAAUGCCGUGACGUUUGUGGUAUUUGGGGACGGAGACUCGGAUAAAUGCCCGUUUGUAGUCAACUCUUAUCAGAUCACGAACAAUUCGUCUUGUCAUGUCGUGUUUUACCAAGAUGGAUGCAAAGAGAGGGAGUAUUCGCUGCCCCCUCAGGAGUCGAUGCCCUAUUAUUGGGACAUAGUGCAGCUGCAGUCCCCGAUUUUGGUAAUAAGAGCCGAGGCAGGGAAGAACAAGAGGAUGAAGUUGAGCCUAGAUGAGAUUGGGGCCUAUCCAGACAUUCCGUUGUACCAACUUCAGGGAAAGAGGGCGCUGAGCUUUGAAGUGAGAUUGGUCGGUGCGAAAAGGGAGUUGGUGAUAUCUGAUUUCGGGCCAGCGGAGGUGGAGAGGAGCACGGUGAAGCCCAAAGUGACGCUGAUGGCUAAGAUGGAGGUAAGGGGAAUUGGUGUGUCUAUUAUAGACACGAAGCCGCAGGAGAUUCUCUAUUUGACCAUGCAGUUUAUAUUUUUAGAAGCUCAGAUGUCGAGUUUAGAGCAGACGCUUUACAUGAAGGUGCGAAGCAUGCAGGUCGACAACCAGCUGUACUUCAGUCCUUUUCCGAUUAUGUUGUAUGCUGUACCAAAGUCCGAAUUGCCGUUUUUCCAGUUGUCGGUUGUUCAAGACGUGAGCGUACCGAACCAGUGGCAGUUCAAGUAUUUUGGCAUGCAAAUACAGGAGAUUGACAUCAACCUGCACGACGUGUGCAUUUUUCAAACACUCGCAUUUUCCAACUUUGCGAUCGAUCACCUGUACAGGCUGACGUUGUUGAAGGAAGAGAGGAACUGGCUGAAGAACGGUGCAAGCGACCAAAUUCCGGUGAUAACCGACGAAGAUUUGAGGUCUUCUGACAUUUUUUACUUCCGGAUUUUGCAUUUGAAUCCUGUAAAAGUGAACUUGUCGUUCAUGGCUACGUCCGAGGGUCGCAGUCACUCCGCGGCGCUGUCUACGCAGGAGAACGCGCCCAGUUUUUUGGAGAGUUUUAUGGGUUACUUUGGGUUCUUGACGAGCAUCGACCGAGCGCCGGUGAGGUUGAACGCGCUGCUGCUACAGAACGUGUCUACGUCGCACACAGAACUUUUGAAUCGCAUCAUGGCACACUACAAGAUGUCAGUGAUCAAGCAAGGUUACAAGAUCCUUGGGUCGGCCGAUUUCUUGGGGAAUCCGGUUUCUUUGGUUUCGAACUUGGGAACAGGAGUCCGAGACUUCUUCUACGAGCCCGCGAUGGGCAUAGUGGAGAGUCCGAGCGCGUUUGGUCGCGGCUUGGCCAAAGGGACGAAAUCGCUGCUUCUCAAGACGCUUUACGUUUUGUUCGACACGACCAGUCGACUGACGAACACCGUGGCUGAGGCGGGCGUCAAGGCUACUUUUGACAGCGACUAUCAGAGAAAGCGUGCUUUUCGAAAUCAGAUGCCGAUAACUGAUGCCAGGCAGGGCAUGAUGUCCGGCAUUCACGGCCUAACCUCGGGCUUCUACAAGGGUUUCAGCGGGGUUAUUAUGGAUCCCAUUCGAGGCACUAAGGAAGAAGGAGCCGUUGGGUUCUUGAAAGGGGUGCAAACAGGAUUGACAGGUGUCAUUCUCAAACCCACGAUUGGCAUUGUGGACUUGGUUUCUCGUACCGCUCAGGGCAUCAAGAACAAUGCAGCUUUGGCGAACAAUCGACCCUACACCCCCGUUCGCCUGCCUCGAUAUUUCGGGGAGGAUCACAUCUUGACAGUCUACGAUCCCGAAAAAUCCACUGGCCAACUAAUUCUUUGUUAUAUCGAAGGACGGCAAGACCGAGCCAGCGUCUACAUCGCUCAUUUCAUGGUCAAAAAGAAUUGCUUACUGGUUACGAAGCCCUAUCUGUACUUCCUCAAAUCCAGUCGACAUAGCACGGGCCACUUCGAGUGGAAGGUCGUCUGGAGAGAAGAGCUGUCUGACCUGUAUCUGUGUACCGUGUGUCCUCCCACCGACUAUAUUGGGGACAAAAGAUUAAUCUUGGAAGACGAAGAAUGGUUUCUGAAGCUUCGGUUCAACCCACCCCAUCUGCGCACCCUCAAGUCCGGGAAGCCGCACUGCAGCCACGUCAUCAAGGGGCCGUCCGCCUCUAUUCGACAAAUAUCUAACACUCUCUCGCAACAAGGUGCCAAGUCUGAAACCAAAAUCCUAAGCGAGUAUCUGCGAGACGCAUCAAAAAAAAAAAACACUGAUCACACUUCAAAGUCUGCUUUAUCUAGUCCCACGUCUUCUUCUCCUCUCUUGUCUGGGAACUACAACUCACCCGACUUUUUCAAAAAUUCGAAUCGUGAAAAUCAGCGUCAGAGUUUUUCUGAUGCUAGCGAACAAGCCGCUGACCAAUGUUGCUGUUGUAGCAAAUGUAGCGUUUUGUAGCCCUUCUUCCAGAGCGUCCUA
Molecule: messenger RNA, 4391 nt
Organism: Schistocerca gregaria
Lineage: Eukaryota; Metazoa; Arthropoda; Insecta; Orthoptera; Acrididae
Exons: 1
Coding region: 84-4370 (1428 amino acids)
Biological process (GO): protein retention in Golgi apparatus; protein targeting to vacuole
Cellular component (GO): extrinsic component of membrane
Source: RefSeq, a predicted model, not a curated record